AUGCCGCAUGCACGGCGCACCGAAUAUCCAAAGGUGAAUUCUUCGUAUGAUCUUGAAUACGUCGAGGUACUUCACCGACACCAUAAGCGCACCCCCUAUGCUGCCAAUACCUUUCCAGUCGAGGGUUACGCAUGGUACUGCGACGAUGAAGCUCUCUUCUACUACGGUGCACCCUUACCGACCCACAGUGCCAAUCAUUCUGCCCGCACCUACUGGAGCGUAUACACCUCCUCAUCUAAUCCUCUAGCACCGCGGGGAUUUAACGGAACUUGUCAAUUUCCACAAAUCACCCGUGGAGGGCUUGACGACAGCUGGCAGCAUGGCAUUGAUCUGUACGGCGUCUAUCACGACCUGCUUGGGUUCCUGCCCGAGAAAUACGAUCCAAGUACUGUCAGUUUCCGAGUCACGAACAAUGUUAUCACUUCGCAAGUCGCCAGCAUGGUUACGUCGGGUAUGUUUGGCGGUGAAGCGCAUCAGAACUUAGCCUUGCUUGUUCAGCCUGCCAGCAUCGACAGUCUCGAGCCCGCAUACACUUGCUCCACGGCGAAUAACAAUUUCUCAGCGUAUGGCGUCGGUAGUAAUGAAUCAGGCUGGACUUCGCAUCUGAAUGCUGCCUCUGACUUAUUCGCAAAUCUUGAUACCAUUAGUGGAAUUUCGCCUACGGAUUCAGGCUUUCACACGUCCUUUGACCAUUACUUCGACAACCUCUCUGCGCGGCUCUGCCACGCAAAGCCGCUGCCCUGCAAUAUCAGCAACCCGUCUCUCUGCGUUACGCAGGCGAUGGCUAACGAGGUGUUUCGUUUAGGCCAGUACGAGUACAGCUACCUUUACCGCGACGCCGGGGCUCGCACACUUGAGUAUAGUACUGGCAAGUAUGGCAUCUGGGUCGCGGAGCUGGCCCAAAAUUUACGACACGCGAUGCAUGCAACUGACUCGGCGAGUACCGGUAAGAGGACGAGCAGUGGUAUUAGAUAUCGACACAACAUCGCCCACGACGGAAGUGUUAGUUAUAUAUUGAGCAUCUUGCAGAUCGAACAGAUGGUGUGGCCAGGCAUGGGAAGUGAGCUGAUAUUCGAGCUGUAUAAGAAGAAAGUGGACCAGCGAUACUACAUCAGAGUGUUGUGGGGUGGACAAGUGCUGAGAAGUAGCAACCCGACACUUGGUGUCUUGGACAUGCUUCAGGUAGAGAUACUCCUUGCCUAUUUUGACGGGCUUGUAGGUCAGAGAGCAAAGAAGAUACCUAGCAUCUGUAGCUUGUGA
Messenger RNA from Lachnellula hyalina, 1260 nucleotides. RefSeq lists its product as uncharacterized. The transcript has a single exon. Lineage: Eukaryota; Fungi; Ascomycota; Leotiomycetes; Helotiales; Lachnaceae. Bases 1 to 1260 code for a protein of 419 amino acids. Gene Ontology annotation, molecular function: phosphatase activity. Gene Ontology annotation, biological process: dephosphorylation. The record is from RefSeq and is a predicted model, not a curated record.